This is a messenger RNA of Otolemur garnettii (small-eared galago), 4713 nucleotides long. RefSeq names its product SPT2 chromatin protein domain containing 1 (gene SPTY2D1). The coding region runs from base 240 to 2327 and encodes 695 amino acids. Gene Ontology annotation, cellular component: nucleolus. Gene Ontology annotation, biological process: nucleosome assembly; regulation of DNA-templated transcription. The record is from RefSeq and is a predicted model, not a curated record. The transcript is spliced from 6 exons. NCBI's taxonomy places the organism in Eukaryota, Metazoa, Chordata, Mammalia, Primates, Galagidae. Gene Ontology annotation, molecular function: DNA binding; histone binding.
UAAAAGCGGAAAUUACGCAGGAACUCGCGAGUGCAGGGGCGGUGCUGGAAAGAUACAGGCAGCUGAGGGACGGGGGCGGGCAGACGGUAUUGGAAGGCGCCGGAAGUGGUCGUGCUGAGGAAGGGUAGGUGCGGGGCUGCCGAGGCAGUUGGCUUGGCUGUAUGUAGCUGAGCAGGUCGUUUUAGCGCACUCUCACUUCUUCCUGAGUGCCUGGCACAGUCUCCCCGCCUCGGCCAAACAUGGACUUCAGAGAAAUUCUCCUGAUAGCUUCCAAAGGACAAGGUGUCAACAAUGUGCCGAAAAGGUAUAGUUUGGCAGUGGGACCUCCAAAAAAAGACCCAAAAGUUAAAGGUGUCCAAUCAGCAGCAGUACAAGCUUUUCUUAAAAGGAAAGAAGAAGAACUCAGAAAAAAAGCCUUAGAGGAGAAAAAGAGAAAAGAAGAAUUAGUGAAAAGGCGAAUCGAGCUCAAACAUGACAAGAAAGCAAGAGCUAUGGCCAAGAGGACAAAGGAUAAUUUCCAUGGUUAUGAUGGGAUUCCUAUUGAGGAAAAGUCAAAGAAGAGGCAGGCAAUGGAAAGGCCCACCAGCCAGGGAACAGACCCAGAGUAUGAGAUGGAAGAAGAAGAUGAAUUCUUUGAAAACAAUCAAGUAGAAUCAGAACAGGAGUAUGAGGAAGAGCAAGAACCUCCCAAAGUUGAAAGCAAACCAAAGGUCCCCACCCUUAAAAGUGCCCCACCACCCAUGAACUUCACUGAUCUACUAAGGCUGGCUGAGAAAAAGCAGUUUGAACCAGUGGAGAUCAAGAUAGUGAAGAAAUCAGAAGAGCGGCCUAUGACUGCAGAAGAACUUAGGGAGAGAGAAUUCCUUGAACGAAAGCAUAGGAAGAAAAAGGUUGAGACAGACACAAAACUACCUCCAACUGUGUCCAAAAAGGCACCCUCUCAGAAAGAAAGCAUGGGCACAAAACUUAGCAAAGUUUCUGGAGACAAGCAUCUUUCUUCCAAGGGAAUGCCCCUUCCUCAUGCUGAGAAGAAAUCCAGACUCAGCAUUGGCAAUGAGAAACACUUAGCUUUGUCUUCAUCCAAAUACAUGCCGGGAGAGAGGACCAAGGCAGGAUCUGGCAAUAGCUCCCAACCCUCACUUCGUGAGGGCCAUAACAGAUCUGUUUUCAAUGGGGCUGGAAAGGCCCAUUCUAGCACCUAUUCACCAAGUGUCCCAAAGACUUCUGCUAGUGGGAUGCAGAAAUCUGUUACUGAGCACAAAGCCAAAAAAUCUCCUUCCCAUCCUAGCCAUUCCAGGCCUAGCCCCAUGAUCACUCCACACAAUAAGACUAAGAGUCCAGGUGUCAGGCAGCCAGGCAGUAGCUCUAACUCAGCCUCUGGUCGGCUCAGCACAGCAACUGCUCAUCCCACUGUUAGUUCUGGCCCUAUGCCCAGGCGGCAGAAUGGCAGCUCCAGCUUAGGACCUGAGCGAUCCCUCAGCGGGACCAAAAAGCCAUUCAGUGACUCAAAUCCCUCUGGUCGGACAGUCAGUGGUGCUAGUGGCCCUGGGCGACCUACAAGCAGCUCAGGUGGCCUGGGGCGAUCUACAAGCAGCUCAAGUGGCCCUGGGCGACCCAUCGGUGGUUCAAGUAGUUCUUCAAGACCUGUGUGCAGCUCUGGAGGCCCUGGGCGGCCUGUGAGCAGUCCACAUGACCUUCAAAGACCAGUGAGUGGCUCAGGCCCCCUUGGGCGGUCAGUCAGUGGCCCUGGGCGAUCUGUAAGUGGCUCAGUUCCAGCUGGACGGACUGUUGGUAGUUCAGGCCCUGGAAGACCAACAGGCAGCUUGGGACCUGGACGAACAGCUGGUAGCUCAGGUCCCCUCAUAAAGCCCAAGUGCACUGUUGUCUCAGAAACAAUUUCUUCCAAGAAUAUCAUUAGCCGGUCUAGCAAUGGACAGAUGAAUGGAAUGAAGCCUCCCCUAUCUGGCUAUAGAACUGCCCAAGGUUCUCAAAGGCUUUCCUUUCCCACUGGUUACAAAAGGCAUCGAGAAUAUGAAGAGGAAGAUGAUGAUGAUGAAUACGACUCUGAUAUGGAAGAUUUUAUCGAAGAUGAAGGAGAAUCUCAGGAAGAAAUAUCCAAGCACAUUCGAGAAAUCUUUGGCUAUGACCGAAAAAAAUACAAAGAUGAAAGUGACUAUGCCUUACGUUACAUGGAGAGUAGUUGGAAAGAGCAGCAGAAGGAAGAAGCAAAGAGUUUACGACUAGGUAUGCAAGAGGACUUAGAGGAAAUGAGACGUGAAGAAGAAGAACUGCAACGUCGAAAGGCCAAGAAACUCAAGAGGUUUUAGCAGCUGCUUUUGUUUCUGUGAAAUUCGAGAGACCUGCUGCUGCAAGAAUUUUCUUCCUUUAGGCUUGAAGAUGCCCCCUUACUGUUUUAGAUUUAUACUUGGAUACUCAAGGAGAAGGCAUGCAUACUGUUAUUUGCAGGCUGUCAUUUGAGCAUAAAGUAUUUUCAGAUAUUUUCCAGGGUGAAAUCUGUAAUGCAGAUGAUAUAAGGCCCACUGUGCCCUUAUGAAGUUGAUUCUUCACAGAUGCCAACCUUGAUCCUGAUGAGCUAUGCACUCUAAUAUGGGACCUCUCACCAGUCAACCAGUCUUUUGUUGUUCCUUUGCUCUUUGAAAGGAGAAAAAAGAUUGUCCCUUGACUUCUAUAAUAAUUCUAAUAUGUGAGUAGGGCAUACUGCCUGGCUCCCAGUUAAACUUUUUAUGAGGAACCUGGCCCUCCCAUGAAUGUUGCCAGCAAAGUGACUUGUCCCAAUCUAAGUUUGGGUUGGAACUUGAAAAUGUAGAGUAGGAUUUAUAAUUAUCAUAUGGAUGCCAUCCCUGUGACUUUGAAGUGCAAAGUAAAGUAUAUUCUAUAUUAUUCAUGGAUUGGAUGCUGAGCAUUCUUAUUAAUUUAGGUAAUUAGGCAAUUAACAAAGUUUUCGAAGUUAAAAUACAGUUUAUGUGAGUAUAAUAUUCUUCUACAAGUUUUCCUUUCAGAUUUAUUAAAAAAGUUUGGCUUUAGUGUAAAAUAGACAAGGUCACUGUGCUGAUUGAUUUUUACCUUAAAAAUCAUUUUUUAUAUUAAAGAAAAAUAUUUUAUUCAAAUGUGAGAUUUGAAAGAUUAGUAGUUUAAAAAAUAAGUGACAUGUGAGGCUUCCCUCCUUCCCAUGCCCUACCCAUCAUAAAGAUAUUUUGAAAUCCCAAGGUGCCCCAUACCUCUGGAUGUUAAUGACUUUGCAUUCUUAGCUUAAAUUUGUUAGAAAAUAUUUAUACCAAAAAACCAAAAACUAAAUUUAUAUCAAGAGCACCACCUUCUCUUUUUGUCUAUAUUGCACUUUCAUUUCAAACUAUGCACUGUGAAGAGAUUUUUUCCCCCCAGAUAGAAAAGGAUGCUCCCUGUUAUUGGUGUCUUACUGGGCUCUGGAAUUUCAUUUUCAUCCUGAAGUCAUAUCUAUAGAUUUGAUAGCACUUAAAUCCUUGGAAUUCCAGUCAGGCUGACAUGGGUCUGGCUGGAGGAAAGCCAAGUCUAACAAGUAGCAACAUAAAGUGAGAUACGAUGCUAGAGAGCAUUUGUCCUUGGCACUAUAUGUGGAGGGUUGAGGGAAGUCAGACCUAAGCUUGUAGGAUAAUUCUACAAUAAAUGUUCUCAAGCCUUUGAACAGUAGGCAUUAGGAAGUUGGGGUUGUCCAACAUAGAAUCUGUAUUCUUUAAUAGAUCCAGAUGCUUUUUUGUAUUCCUUUUUAUCCAUAAAGUCUUCUUUAUUCAAGUUUGGAUAUUACAGAUUACUAUUGUUAGCCUCCCUUAAUGGGACCAGGUGACCCAGUCCUUUAGACCAACUCAUUUUAAUUGAGUUUCAAACUUUCCAAAUAUAAGGGUUUAAUUUUGAAGUGGAAUUCCAUGAAAGGUGAAAGGUAUCUUCAUCGCUAGGAAUGACACCCUAACUCUCCACAUAGAACUGUUAUACUGGUAGCAGAAAAUCCUAUUAACUUCCUCUUCAAUGUCAAAUACCUUCAGUGAAAUUGUUUUAAGGGUAGUGUGAUGUUCCAUGUAAUAAAAUAGGUUUAUAACAUUAUUUCCUUUGCUGUCAUUGAUGUGCAUUUUUUCUUCCUCCUCCCAAAGUUUUUUGUGGACUUUAUUUUAAACAUUCAGACUCUGAAAUCUGUGAUUUCAGUCUACUACUUGUCUAAAUUUUGGCUUUGUUUUCAAAUCCUGUCUUCCACUUUGUCCUUCUGUACUUCAUGACUCCUCAAAACUCACAAACUUUUGAAGAAACUGGAAUAGGCUAUUAUUUUAUCAAGGUUUGUAAAUUAUGUGCUUGAUUUUUAAUAUUUCCUCUGUUUUGAUUUUUCAAAUUUUCUUCUAUAUUUAAAGAUGUGCCUUUUAUUGGGUAAUGUUUUGAAUGUAGUAAUGUUAUUUCAUGAUUGUAAUAAUGUUACAUAAUCAUGGGUGUGGCAUUCUCUAACACAAAUGAUGUGAAAGGAAAGUAGUUUUCAUAAAACUCAUGGCUUUGAUUGCACAGUCCCACUUGCUUUUGAUAUUACGUCAAAGCAGAGGGCACUUAUUUAAGGCUACUUUCAGAACUUUGUAUUUUCUCUAAACUAUAAAUGCAGUUAUGUCCAUUUGGAGGCCAGGGUACCACAUGUCACAGGCAGCCUUAUGUGUGUGCUGUAAAAAGGUUCAAAGACUGUUA